UGUCACUAUUGUUCUAGAAGGAGAAACACACAGGCGUUAAAAACGUUGCCCAGCGAGUCCCACUUAUUAAUAAACUUAUAUUUCUCGGUAAAGGCUCCUUAUUUCGGUCUCCAAAUCGUUGGUUGGGGUAGCUACUCCAGAGGUUAGUGAACACGGUUAAACGUUGAAAGCCGCCAUGGCGUCGCCUCUGCAGAUGACAGAGAUGUACGACAACGCUCUGCUCGGGAUCCUGCAGCACGUUGGGAACAUUCAGGACUUUCUUCAGGUCUAUUUCGGGUUCCUGUAUCGCAAGACGGACUUUUAUCGCUUGCUGUCGAGUCCCAACGAGAAGAUGGGCUUCCCUCCUGGUGUGGCGGAGAAGAUGGUGUUUAAGACGUUUAAGCUGUUUGAGAAGCUGGCGGAGCACGACCGAGAGAGGCAGCAGAGCGAGCUGCAGAAGAGAGAGGAGAGCCGAUGUGUUCCUCCGGCAGUUCAGGAGCUGGAGAUCAGCGACCAGCCUCCAGAGGAGCGAGAGGAGCCGAGCACAGAGGAGAGCUCUCCCAGGGAGGUUCCAGCUCCUUCCUCCUCCUCCUCCUCCUCCUCGGUGGCCGCUGGCCCUCGGCCCGACAGCAGCGUCGGCGGUCCGGUCCCGUUGGCUCCGGGAGACCGGGCGGCUUCAGCCAGCGCAGCCUCAGCACAAGAGAGUCGGGAGAAGUUCCAGGCGGACCCCGACAGUUACAACGGGGCUGUGAGGGAAAACUACAGCUGGUCCCAGGACUACACUGACGUGGAGGUCCGAGUGUUCGUGCCCAAGACGGUUGUUAAAGGCCGACAGGUCCGAGUCAGUCUGCAGAGCGGCAGCUUGCAGGUCUGUGUGAAGGAGGGAGCCGAAGAGAAAACACUGAUGGAGGGAGAGUUCACCCACAAGAUCCACACGGAGAACUCUCUGUGGAGCCUGGAGCCUGGACGCUGCGUGGUCCUGUCGCUCAGUAAGACCUCAGAGGUUUGGUGGAACGCGGUGCUGAAAGGAGAACAGGAGAUUGAUAUAGACAAAAUUAACCGUGAGCGCUCCAUGGCAACGGUUGACGAGGAGGAGCACGCCGUUCUGGACCGACUCUCCUUCGACUACCACCAGAAGCUGCAGGGGAAACCCCAGAGUCACGAAAUGAAAGUGCACGACAUGCUGAAGAAGGGCUGGGAUGCCGAAGGCUCCCCCUUCAAAGGACAGCAGUUCGACCCCUCCAUGUUUGACAUCCCACCCAGCGCCGUGCAGUUCUGAGGCACGGCCAGCGACUCAGCCAAAUAUGAACUGAAUCCUAGUUUAUUUGCAGAGCUGCUCGUAGGAAAAGUCAACAUUUACCUGCCGGUCUGUUGUGUUGGACUUUAAUUAUAAGAGCCGAACUGAAGCUGGUGUUUUGUGUGGCGUGUGACUACAGAUGAGGACAUGUCAUUCUAUCAAAUGUUUAUUUGAUGUUUUGGUAGUAUGAAAUCUGAUAAAUGUGUUCUUUGACUGUUUUGCUCUUUAUUUAAAAAAAGAAAAAUCUGCAGUGCC
Messenger RNA from Perca flavescens (yellow perch), 1531 nucleotides. It is a transcript of the gene nudcd3, whose product is annotated as NudC domain containing 3. Gene Ontology annotation, cellular component: cytoplasm. The transcript is spliced from 6 exons. NCBI's taxonomy places the organism in Eukaryota, Metazoa, Chordata, Actinopteri, Perciformes, Percidae. The record is from RefSeq and is a predicted model, not a curated record. Gene Ontology annotation, biological process: protein folding. The coding region runs from base 176 to 1258 and encodes 360 amino acids.